This is a messenger RNA of Dermacentor andersoni, 723 nucleotides long. RefSeq lists its product as uncharacterized. The record is from RefSeq and is a predicted model, not a curated record. NCBI's taxonomy places the organism in Eukaryota, Metazoa, Arthropoda, Arachnida, Ixodida, Ixodidae.
UCCAUCGAAAAAUAUGCAAGUGCGUGUUGUAUGCAUUUGGGAGGAACGCCCAACCGUCAGGUGGGAACAAGAAAAACGAAACGGACACCUCGGUGAUAAGCGUCGUCGGCUGGAGAAUGCCAGCUCGCCAGUCCGAAACCCAAGCGCAGACUGUAAGGACGCCUGUUUGAGCACCAACACAUCGUCCAGUCAUGACUGCGACGAAAUCAUCAUUCUGUGCCCUGCUUGUCCUCCUGGCAUCAAGCGGUGUGUUCUGCUCGCCCUUGAAGGAUUUCUUUGAGAGUAUACGCAAGGAUCCGCUGACCACGUACCAGUGCUACCGCAACGGCAGCAGCCUGGAGGACCCGUCGGCCGUCAAGCUGAGCGUCUCGUGGAGCGGUCGGGGCCUUUCCGACCCCAACAAGGUCGACUGCAUCGUCUCCUUCAGCUUGCCCGGCAGCGAAGGGAAGACGACGUUUCACGCAUCUGCGGAGUACGUGCCACAAAAAGACUACGCCAUACUAGCCGCAGGUGGAAAGAAUGUGAAUCUUUACCUUCUAGAGGCGCCGCACAAUGGAAAGGCCUAUUUUUUCAAGCAUGUCGACACCUUGACCGGAGACGAAAGCUUCAAGAUCUACGAUACCAGCGCGACCUGCGAGAACGCACAUGCCUUGCGGAAAAUCGUCUGCACCGAUUCGUGCAGUCUGCAAAAUACUGCGCAAUAAAGCUUUUUUAUGCACUGAC